Messenger RNA from Haliotis rufescens (red abalone), 2046 nucleotides. RefSeq lists its product as uncharacterized. Bases 362 to 1480 code for a protein of 372 amino acids. The record is from RefSeq and is a predicted model, not a curated record. The transcript has 6 exons. Lineage: Eukaryota; Metazoa; Mollusca; Gastropoda; Lepetellida; Haliotidae.
AAUACAAAUCACGGGAAGAAGUGACAAUGAGUAUAUGGAGUAAAAAUUGCAUGAAGAAAUCAAUGAGGUGAGAAUGCUGACUGAGAAAGGUUAUGUAUAGAUCACCAUUUCACCUGUUUGGUACAGUUUUCUCCAGUCUAUUGUGUGUUAGCCAAGCCCCGUGCGUAUAGAUUUACGAUGUACAACCACGCAGGGUCCUGAAGUUACUUCCUGGUUGAUAACCUGAACGUGGAAGACUGACAUGCUCGCACUACAAAUUAAAAUGGACUUGUGGAGUUUGAUCGCCAGUUUGUUCUCCAUUCUGCAUACAGUUCAUACAGACGGCCUAAAUAUUGAGGACUGAUAUGCUCUCACUGCGACCAUGAACUACUGGAGUACUAUUACCUGUGUCUUCCACAUGCUUCAGGUGGCUCAUGCAGGCAUAACACAUACCAGUAAAGCGUGCUAUGGGUCCGGUCGCCUUCCCUGUGUUCGACAUGACAUUAGCUGCAACAACACCCAGAAGAUCGACAUACAAGAUGCCUACUACACUAACAACACAGAGUGUACAAUAAACGGUCUCUCAGAAUGCAAUGUGAACCCGGACAAUGUGACAGAAUCCGGAAAGCACAGUUUUUUUAGCACCGCUGAGAUGUCUUCGCUCGUUAAAGCCUGCUCUACAAGUUGUGUGUAUAUUGCACCCCGACGAAAUGAAAAUCUAGCUUUCUCUGUUGUGAGAUAUGAAUGCAAUGAAGCGUCACCACAUAUUAGUACUUCAACCCAAACAGUGGACAGAGGCGGGCAAACACCAGCAGUUGUUGGUGGAGUUGUGACCACAAUCCUGAUUCUAAUUGUUAUCGCACUAACCUUGGUGUGGUAUUUACGAAAACGGAGACGCAAAACUAAUCGAAGUAAGAAGACAAUAACUCCUUCCAAGGAUGUAAAGACUGAUUUCACAGAUAACUUGGCCGGUAAUAGUCCACAGAGCAACUACCAUGAGAUAGACGAACUGAAGACAAACAGCAGAUCAAAUGAUUAUGAUUAUGCUACUGCGGACGCUUUUGAUAUUGCGCCUGAUCAGAAGAACUAUCUCACAAUCGAAUCAGUCACUAAACCAAACACAAACCAGAAUUCUGCACCUUCUGCCACGGAAGACGAUUAUGAUCAUAUCGGAGACAAACCAUCUGCCCUGACCAGCAACUAUGAUACCACAGCCUCGGUUGCCCAAUCAGCAGGCACUGCAGCACAAUCACGAGAAGACAACUACGGCUAUAAUCUUCUCCAGAAGGAAACAAACACCAAGACAGUCCAGAAUGACUACGACACUACCGCUUCUACGGCAAAGGCAGUAGCACGGCUCCACGGGAGUAACAAGACUGAUGAAAAUGACUAUGACCAUUUCCCUGGAUCAAACAGCAAAUCUGAAACGCUGAGUUCAUCUCAUGGAGGAAAAGUUAGAGAUCGUUCUGAUGAUUAUGCAUUUGCUGGACCAAUGUCGUGAUCAAAUUAGCAUAACAGUUAUACUUGAGACAUAUUGUGUGAGAAGUACAUUCAUUACAAUCAUGUCUUUACAUUUCUUUUCUAUGUACCAUGGAGAAACACAUUUUCUGGUCGGAUGGUCAUGUAAGUGUAUGUAUGCCUGCAUACAGGUGAUUUCAUGUCGCCUUACUUCCUUGUAGGCGACCUCAGCAUUGUGGAUUAAAUGUCAACGCAAUCACUAGCUAUAGGUGUUAAUACAGGUAAAGAUGAUUGUGUUUAUCUGAAAACCAUGUAUGGCUGUGGUAGUAGACGACAAAGGGAUAUUAAAUAUACAUUGCCUUCACUAACAAAGUUUUGAAAAGGGUGAUAAAGCCGAUGUAUAGCCGAUUUAUAGGGCACGAGCAUAGUAGUCGAAUGCGCCACUCUUCUCCCUGCAUGGGUGAGUCACUCAACCGGGUGAUCGAGAAUUCGCUCAUCGUAGUUUGGAAUCCCGGAUUCUCCCGAUUAUGAUCGUUGCUCUCACAUUAUUAUACAUACGUGCUGGUUUGGUUUCUCAGAGGACAUGCUUCUUUCAUGCUCUUCAUUCUC